Molecule: messenger RNA, 4097 nt
Organism: Pogona vitticeps (central bearded dragon)
Lineage: Eukaryota; Metazoa; Chordata; Lepidosauria; Squamata; Agamidae
Source: RefSeq, a predicted model, not a curated record
AGGGGCGCGCGGGUGUGUGUGUGGAACGGACGGAGGGAAAAGAAGAGGCCCAGGGAUUCCGAAGGUAGCGGUGAGAUCAUGAAUUAUUCACAAGCGGCCGUGGACUUGAAAGAAGGCGCCAGGCGAAGCACGCCCCCCUCAUUUGCAUAUCCGGCGAGCACGCCCCCCCCUUUCCUCGCGGAGGUAUCCAGGAAGGAGAGGCUCGAGCUGCCGCGCGAGGAGGAGUUCGGGGUGCGCCCCGGUUGCCUUGCACGGAUUUUGGAGCCAAGUGCUGAAAGAGAAAAAUGAGAAGAUUUUUGAGAUCUGGACAUGACCCAAUAAGAGAGAGGCUCAAGCGUGACCUUUUCCAAUUCAACAAGACUGUUGAGCAUGGCUUUCCUCACCAACCCAGUGCACUGGGCUACAGCUCGUUCCUGCAUCUUAUGGCUAUUGGGACCCGGUCAGGAGCCAUCAAACUCUAUGGAGCUCCAGGGGUGGAGUUCAUGGGCUUGCAUGAAGAGACCAACACUGUUAUGCAAAUACAUUUCAUUCCUGGCCAGAGUCGCUUAGUGACACUGCUGGAUGACAACAGCUUGCAUUUAUGGACCCUGAAACAGUCCAACAGCAACAUAUCUGAGCUGCAAGAGGAAAGACACUUCACACUCCGAGGGCCUCCUGGUUCCCCUCCAAGUGCCACCCAGAUCACAGCCAUCCUCGCCCAUUCCUCGCAGGAACUUCUGUACCUGGGCACUGAGAGUGGCAGCAUCUUUGUCAUGGAGCUCCCAUCCUUCCGAGUGCUAGAAGACCGGACCAUCAGUCCAGAGGUUGUGCUGCAAAGGGUGCCUGAGGAUUAUCGAAACAGGCGAUCCCUCGAAUUGGUGGAAGCCUUGCGGGAGCACCCCCGGAAUCCCAACCAAAUCUUAAUUGGAUACAGCAGGGGCCUCAUUGUUCUCUGGGACUUGAUAAAUAACAAAGCGACACACCAUUUCCUUGGCAAUCAGCAGCUAGAAAACCUUUUCUGGCAGAGGAAUGGCCGUCAAAUCAUCAGCUGCCAUAAUGAUGGAAGUUACUCCCAGUGGACUGUUUCGAGUGACGAUAGACAGCCAGAGCCCCUGGAAAGCAAAGUGCCUUAUGGUCCUUUCCCUUGCAAAGCUAUCUCCAAAAUCUACUGGCAUACAACAAAGAAUGGGCUUCCUUACAUUAUAUUUCAAGGAGGGAUGCCACGGGCAAGUUAUGGUGAUCGACAUAGCAUUUCAGUCAUUUAUGGUAAUCAACAGACUGCCUUUGACUUCACAUCACGGGUAAUCGACUUCUUUGUCAUUGUCAAUGAAGAUCCAUUUGCCGAGUUUGAUGAUCCAUCCGCAAUGGUGGUGUUAGCAGAGGAAGAGCUGGUAGUAAUUGACUUGGUGUCUCCAGGCUGGCCCUCCAUACAGCCUCCUUAUCUUGCAUCUCUCCACUGCUCAGCCAUCACAUGUUCCCAUCAUGUCUCCAACAUCCCUCUGAAACUCUGGGAAAGAAUAAUCAGUGCCGGUAGCAAACAGAACUCUCAGUUCUCUAAAAUGCCAUGGCCGAUCAAUGGAGGCAUCAACAGUGCUCCAGAUCCUCCUCAGCGGGACUUGCUACUUACAGGACAUGAGGAUGGUACGGUGCGAUUCUGGAAUGCUUCUGGCAUUUGUCUGAACCUCAUGUACAAACUCAGCACGGUGAAGGUGUUCCUUACAGAUGCAGAUCCCAAUGACAAUAUGAACCAGAUGGGGGAGGAUGAAUGGCCACCUCUGCGCAAGGUUGGUUCUUUUGACCCUUACAGCGAUGACCCCAGGCUUGGGAUUCAGAAGAUCUUCCUGUGCAAAUAUAGUGGCUACUUAGCUGUAGCAGGAACAGCAGGACAGGUACUUGUCAUGGAACUCAAUGACGAAGAAGCUGAUCAGGUGAUUGACCAUACAGAAGCCGAUCUUCUCCAGGACCAGGAAGGCUAUAAGUGGAAGGGCCAUGAAAGGCUGAAAACUAGAGAUGGGCCCGUUAGGUUUGAGCCUGGCUUCCAGCCGUUUAUCUUGGUCCAGUGUCAGCCUCCAGCGGUCGUCACAUCCCUGGCCCUUCACUCAGAGUGGAAACUGGUGGCCUUUGGUACAAGCCAUGGCUUUGGUCUCUUUGACCACCAGCAGAAGAGAUUGGUCUUGGUCAAGUGUACUCUACAUCCCAGUGACCAGCUGGCCUUGGAAGGCCCUCUUUCCAGGGUGAAAUCUUUAAAGAAGUCCCUGCGUCAGUCCUUCCGGCGGAUACGAAGAAGCAGGGUAUCCAACAGAAAGCGGCGAACCGCUGAGAUACAAGAGAGACCUUCCAGAAAUGAUCACGAUGCAUUACAGGAGAUAGAACUGGCUCCUGUCCAGCGGAAAAUUGAAGCACGGUCGGCUGAAGACUCAUUCACCGGUUUUGUGCGCAUCUUGUACUUUGCUGACACCUUCUUAAGAGAUAGUACGCGACACAGUCCUUCCUUGUGGGCAGGCACAAAUGGGGGCACAGUAUAUGCCUUUUGCCUGCGUGUUCCUCCAGCUGAGAGAAGAAUGGAUGAGCCUGUCAGAGCAGAACAAGCCAAAGAGAUCCAGCUGAUGCAUAGAGCUCCUGUCGUUGGGAUUGUAGUUCUGGAUGGCCAGAGCGUUCCUCUUCCAGAGCCACUGGAAGUAGCCCAUGACCUUUCCAAGAGCCCCAACAUGCAAGGAAGCCAUCAGCUACUGGUGGUCUCUGAAGAACAAUUCAAGGUUUUCACCUUGCCCAAAGUCAGCUCCAAGCUGAAGCUCAAACUGACAGCGCUGGAAGGCUGCCGAGUGAGGAAGGUGUCCGUUGCCAGCUUUGCCAGCUGUAAAACGGACUACAUGGAGAACAACCUGACUGUUCUGACAAACCUGGGAGACAUUCAGAUCAUCUCCCUGCCUUCGCUCAAAGGCCAAGUGCGCUAUCCCUGUAUCCGCAAGGAGGACGUCAGCGGCAUUGCUUCCUGUGUGUUCACAAGAUAUGGGCAAGGAUUCUACCUCAUCUCCCCGUCAGAAUUUGAGAGAUUUUCCCUUUCCCCAAAGUGGAUAGUUGAGCCACGAUGUCUAGUGCGGGUACCUGAAAACACAGCCAACAGUCACCUUCACAACACGUCAGGCAUGGAGAAAGCCCAGAGGAAAUCCAACAGCAGGGAAUCCAGUUGGAAUUCCGGUGAUCCGGAUGGAGAUGGAAGGACACCUGGCCGGCUGAUGGAGCACGCCCUCCUCAAUGAUGAGAAUGUUCUGAAAGAAAUCCAAAGCACCCUGGAGAGUGGAAGAGGGAGUUAUGCUGACAGAAAUUCACGAAAAAUCACAGUAGGACACAGGUUAAGUAAUGGAGGAGCAGAAUGAUUGUGCUCCGGCCAUAUCACUGUGAUCUCCGGCAUUUAGAACGAGUGCCCUAACACUACUGACUCUAAGUCCUCCAUCUAUGGGGAGAAGCACCUGUUGACCUCGGAUUCAAUUGUAGGGGCCAGGUUCUUGCUUGGCUAUUCGGCUCCUGGCCCUCUUCUUCACUGUGCCUCACCCAAAGCCUUCGCCUCCUCUUCUUGAAUGGUUAGCCUUGUCCAGAAGCUGAAACCGUUCCUUUGGCCUGUUUCCCUUCGUGCCUUUGGAUGGGGUGGUCGGCAAGGGGGGGCACAAUUCUUUAUACAUUUGCACAAAUUCUUUCCUUGUUUUAAACAAAGGUUUCUACUGGAGUGGAUUUAAAUUAUAAAUAUUACUGCCUUGGGAGCAGAUUUUUUUUUUUUAAAAUAAGUACUGUUACUGCUGAUUAACAUUAUUUUUUUGUACAUUUUUAAAAAUCAUGGGUGUUUAGAGGCAUAUUUUAGAAACAUUUUUAUAUUAAAAUAAUCUUGGAUGAUAUAAUAUAUGUACCUUUUAGAUCCCUGUGGCUGCUGAAUCUUUUUUUGUUUAUGAGGAAAAAUCCAUUUUCUGGGGGAGGGUUGUCUUUUUACAGUACUGUUAUAGGUGGUUCGACAGACUUGGAUAGAAUCUUUUGUAGCUGUUCAAAUCAGGGGAAAUUAAUCAAAUUGAACUUGGUGUGUGGACGCUACAUUGCUAUGUCUUGAAAUAAAUCAGUACCUUUAUGGA